Messenger RNA from Hyphopichia burtonii NRRL Y-1933, 1209 nucleotides. It is a transcript of the gene RPN7, whose product is annotated as proteasome regulatory particle lid subunit. The transcript has a single exon. Gene Ontology annotation, molecular function: protein binding. Lineage: Eukaryota; Fungi; Ascomycota; Pichiomycetes; Serinales; Debaryomycetaceae. The coding region runs from base 1 to 1209 and encodes 402 amino acids. Gene Ontology annotation, biological process: proteasome-mediated ubiquitin-dependent protein catabolic process. The record is from RefSeq and is a predicted model, not a curated record. Gene Ontology annotation, cellular component: proteasome regulatory particle.
AUGAGUGAAUUUGAUUCUGAUGUCCCAAAAAUCCCUGAUUAUACUUUAUCGGAAAAGCAAUUCCUUUUAUCAAAGAAUCUUGAUAACGCUGGCCACCGUGAAGAGUUAGUCAAAGAACUUCUUGAAUCAAUCAAAGAGAAAAAAUUGGCACCAUAUUAUAAAUAUUUGACAUCUGAGUUACCCGAAAUAGUGAAAUUCGAUCAAGCUUUGUAUAGUUCAUUAAAAAGUGAAAACGAAAAACAAAUUGCUGAGUUGAAUAAAAAGAUUAAAGAUGCAGAAGAGGAUGAUGAAACUAAAGAUGAAAUCUUACCUUCUACUAUCCGACUUGCCGAGUACUACACUGAGAUCAUUGAUAAGCAAAAUGCUAUUGCCACUUAUAAAAAAGCUUUAGAAUUGACUCAAAGCACUGGUUCUAAGAUUGAUAUUUUAUUGACUUUAGCUAGAAUUGAAUUUUUCUUCAAUGAUUAUCCUGCAGUGGCCAAAUACUUGGAUCAAGUCAAGGCUCAAAUCGACAAAGGUGGUGACUGGGAACGUCGUAACCGUUAUAAAACUUAUCAUGGUAUCUACUUGUUGGCUACAAGAAAUUUUUCUGAGGCCGCUAAAUUAUUAAUUGAUUCCUUAGCAACUUUCACUUCCACUGAAAUAUGUUCUUAUGAACAAGUUGCUCAUUAUUCUAUUGUUGCCGGUGUAUUAUCCUUAGAUAGAGUUGAUCUUAAAUCGAAGAUUAUCGAUUCUCCAGAAAUUUUAUCCAUUUAUUCAUCCACUUCAUAUUUGGAACCUUUAAUCAAUUUAACAAACUCUUUAUACACUUGUCAAUAUAAUUAUUUUUUCCAAUAUUUAUUGGAAACUCAUGAUAAAUUGUUAUUGACCAACAAAUAUUUAAACCAACAUGCAAAUUAUUUCUUAAGGGAAUUGAGAUGUAAAGCAUAUGGUCAAUUAUUAGAAAGUUAUAAAUCCUUAUCCUUAAAGUCAAUGGCUAGAAAUUUCAGUAUUAGUGAGGAAUUUUUGGAUCAAGAUUUAUGUAAAUUCAUACCAAAUAAAAAAUUGAAUUGUACCGUUGAUAAAGUUAACGGUAUCAUCGAAACAAAUAGACCUGAUAAUAAGAACAGCCAGUAUCACUUAUUGAUUAAGCAAGGUGAUAACUUAUUGACCAAAUUGCAAAAAUACGGUGCCGCAGUUAAAUUAAGUGGUGCUGAACGUGUUGCCUAA